AUGACAGUGGAAGGCUUUGAAGAUGUGGUGAAGGACAAUUGGAGCAACCAGCCUGAUUGGAAUCAUGCUAGGAGUAAAUUUGAAAGAAAGGCUAGGAAGUGGCAUCUUAAUUAUGGAGAUUCUCCAAAAAAAGGUUAUGGAGAACUUCAAGAGAUUCUGGUGAGGGAAGAAUUAGCCUGGUUUCAAAGAUCCAGGUGUAAUUGGCUUAAGUAUGGUGACAAGAAUACUAGGUACUUUCAUUCAUCUACAGUGGCUAGGAGGAGACACAACAGAAUUAUUGCUCUUAGGAAUGAUGAGGGAGCCUGGGUAGCUGAGAAGGAUGAUCUAAUCAAUAUGGCAGUAAAGUACUUUGAGAAUAUGUUUUCUGCUAAUGAGGAGGAGUUGGAAGCUUAUCCUGUGAAAGGCUUCUUUCCUGGUCUUAGCACUAAAGAGAAAGAAUAUAUGUCCAGAGUUCCUACUGAUGAAGAGAUCCGGAGGACUAUUUUCCAAAUGGGAAAGUUUAAAGCUCCAGGGCUUGAUGGGCUUCAGGCAGUCUUUUUCCACUCUCACUGGAGUAUAAUGGGAAAUUCUAUUUGUAGCAUGAUCUCUAAGAUUUUCCUGGACCCGAAGAAAGUGGAGGAGGUUAAUAAAACUCUAGUGUGCCUUAUCCCUAAGAAGAAGAGUCCAGAGUCUAUGAAGGACUUUAGACCUAUAAGUCUUUGUAAUGUAGUUUACAAAACUAUUACAAAGAUUAUAACUGAAAGGCUUAAUGGUUUUAUGACUCGGUUGGUGGCUCCCACUCAAUGUAGUUUUAUAAAAGGGAGACAAAGUGUGGAUAAUAUCAUCAUAGCUCAAGAAGUGGUCCUUUUUAUGAGAAAGAAAAAAGGAAAUAAGGGGUGGAUGAUGAUGAAAGUGGAUUUGGAGAAGGCCUAUGAUAGGCUUAGCUGGAUUUUUAUCAAGGAGACCUUGGUAGAUAUAGGUUUCAGCAACAGUCUUAUUGAUCUUAUUUGCAACUAUGUGUCUACUAGCAAAUUGAACCUGUUGUGGAAUGGUAGCUUAACUAGGGAAUUUGAACCAAAAAGGGGUAUUAGGCAGGGAGAUCCAAUAUCUCCUUACCUAUUUGUGGUAUGUAUUGAGAGACUAGCCCAUUUAAUUCAGCUAGCUGUGGACUCUAAGGCAUGGAAGCCUGUUUUCCUGAAUAAGAGGGCUCCUCCUUUGUCCCAUUUGUUUUUUGCAGAUGACAUCAUAUUAUGUGCAGAGGCUUCGGUGGAACAGGCUUUUAUAAUCAAUCAGGUGCUGAAAAUUUUCUCUGCUGCAUCAAGGCAGAAAAUCAGUGAAAAUAAAUCAAGAGUCAUGUUUUCAAGAAAUGUGGGUGUGACUAGAGCUAAGGAGAUUGGUGAAAAGCUUGGAGUGGGGAUUACUAAUGACUUGGGCAAGUACCUGGGGGUUAAUCUGAGUCAUAAAAGGGCCUCUAGGAUCUCUCUCAUCAAUGUAAUGGAAAUGGUGUACAGCAGGUUGUCAUCUUGGAACCACUCUCCUCUCUCUUUGGCUGGUAGAAUUACAUUGGAAAAAUCUGUCUUGGAGGCCCUCCCUGCUUAUACAAUGCAAUCCACCAUCAUCCUUGUGAAUGUGUGUCCAAGGAGGAAGGAGGAAGAAGGGCUAGGAUUAAGAGAUCAAAAAACUGUGAAUAAAGUUUUCUCCAUGAAAAUUGGUUAUGGAAUGAUGGCUAACAAAGAUGCUUUAUGGGCUAGAAUCCUUCGUAGCAAAUAUAUGGUGAGCAGUGAUCUUGUGCCUGUUCUGAAGGAAAACAGGAAUGGGUCCAGCACUUGGAAGGGAAUUCACAAAAAUUGGAGCUGUGUACAGAAUGGGUUAGAGUAUGUAUUGGCAAUGGGUGCAGUGCAAGGUUUUGGUGGGACAGUUGGGUUUCAGGAAAACUGGCAAUGUUCUAAAUUUGAGCAAUUUCUUGAAGAAGAGAUCAUCAGAAUUAUUAAAGAUGUUCAUCCUCCGACUAUUGCUAAUGGUCCUGACCUGGUUAUGUGGAGCCACUCAUCAACUGAUGGAGCUUGCUGUAAGAAAAGAGGCUCAUCUAGUUGUGGGGGUGUGGUUAGAGACUAUGCUGGUCAAUGGAUUGCUGGGUUCUCAAAAAAGAUUGGGUAUGAGAAUGUGUUGUUGGCUGAGGUGAUUUUGGAGACAGAUUCCAUGGAAGCUUUGAGGAUUGCCCAGGAUGGUUGCCCUGAGUCCCAUCCUUGUCAUACCUUGAUAGUCAGAAUGAAGGAGGCUCUUGGGAGGACUUGGAAGGUGGAGUUAUCCCAUACUCUCAGAGAAGGAAAUAAAGUUGCCGAUUGUAUGGCUGGGCAUGCUUCUGCAUUGGAUUGGGAAAUUGUUUGGCAUAGUUUUCCUCCUGUUGGGUUUAGUAAGUUAUUGUUGAACCCAGCCUGUGAGUAG
Molecule: messenger RNA, 2424 nt
Organism: Gastrolobium bilobum
Lineage: Eukaryota; Viridiplantae; Streptophyta; Magnoliopsida; Fabales; Fabaceae
Exons: 6
Coding region: 1-2424 (807 amino acids)
Molecular function (GO): nucleic acid binding; RNA-DNA hybrid ribonuclease activity
Source: RefSeq, a predicted model, not a curated record